Molecule: messenger RNA, 1029 nt
Organism: Chaetomium globosum CBS 148.51
Lineage: Eukaryota; Fungi; Ascomycota; Sordariomycetes; Sordariales; Chaetomiaceae
Exons: 2
Coding region: 1-1029 (342 amino acids)
Source: RefSeq, a predicted model, not a curated record
AUGAUGUCGUCGCCGUUGAAGAAGCAGCCCGAGGCUGUGGCGGAUAGGGUGCUCAAGAGGGCUGAAAUCAGCAAGAUGGCCCGGAGGUUACAGAACCGUCUCGCCCUCGCCCAGUUCAAGACGAAACACAAUUUGGUGAACGAGACGCUGGAUAUGAUCGAGCCCAAGUUCGAACAGGAGAUGCGCCGCCGACGGUUGCAAGACGGCGAUAUCCUGUCCGACUCGUCCUCGAGCGCCUCCGACCUCCCAUACCCCUCUCGAACACUCAUGAGCUCACCGCUCAAAGCGCCGCUGUUUUCGGAUGCCAUUGGGUCUAGCAACGGUAGCACCGGGCAUAGGAAGCGUACCUACCUAGCCUCCUUUGACGACAAUGGGUAUUCGAGUCCGAGCAAGCGUUUCCGCCAGUCCCCGACGGCACACCGGUCUUUCUCGAGUCACCACCCCUUUACCCAGUCGUCACCGAUAAAACCGAGGCGGCAGCAACACUUUACCACUUCAACGGGCCCGGAUAUAUCGUUUUACUCGGGAUCAAGGCAAAUCAGCGACGUCCUUACUACCACAAAUUAUGCGGCCCAUUCGGAUGACGAGGACGACUUGCCCACUCAUUCGUUUCACGUCAACCACGUUCGGGUAUCGCCGCCUCGAACGCCACCGAUGCGAAGCCGUACGUUGAUGAAGAAGCCAAAGGACAGGCAGCCAACAGCAAACGAGUCUAAAUCUGGCGAGGAAGGUGCGGAUCUGCUCUUGUAUCUAGCAGCAUCACCCUCGCCUGCGAACCCGCCAAGGAACAGGAUGGAACCCCCGUCGACACCACCGCCGAAGAACAAGCUGGCGCUACCAUCAUCGAUGAUGACGACCCCUGGCGGCGGCAACCCCUAUCCGGCCACUCCUGGACUUGGCUUUGACUUUGCUGAAUUUCUUCAUAUGACGCCUAGCCCAGCGCAAAAGCCGUGGAAGACCCCUCUCGCGGGGAAGACGCCGCGCAGCGUGGCAAGGAGACGCCUCACGUUUGACGACAUACCAUCUUGA